AUGGUACUACUCGGUGUUCAAAUAAAUUGUGAACUGACAAAUAUUACCAGUUUGACUCCGUCAGGUGAUGAUUUUCGCUGGUAUAUGAAGGCGAAAUGUGGAAGUUGUGGUGAAGUCACAAAUGAUUACGUCUACCUCUGCAGUCUGGAAAGAACUCCGUUGCAUGAUAGCCGUGGGGAUGCGAAUUUAGUUAUCCGAUGCAAGUUUUGUAGCCGGGUUUCAAAUGCGGACCUCGUUCCUGGUAGUAUAGCUUCAUAUCAAUGUGAAGAUUCUGGUCAAUUCAAGACUAUUGCAAAAUUCGAUUGUCGAGGUUUAGAAUUCAUUGAAUUCUCUCCUCGUGUUGGUUGGUCUGCUUCAGGGGUUAACUCGGAUACAGUUUUUAAUGAUAUUUCUCUUGGAGAUGAGAGCUGGUUUGAAUAUGAUGAAGAAGGCAAGUGCGAAGUCAGUAUAACGAAUAUUCAAACUAAAAUCAUCAAACUUAAACACUAA
Trichobilharzia regenti is the source of this 489-nucleotide messenger RNA. Lineage: Eukaryota; Metazoa; Platyhelminthes; Trematoda; Strigeidida; Schistosomatidae. The record is from the annotation of a GenBank genome assembly.